Pimephales promelas (fathead minnow) is the source of this 795-nucleotide messenger RNA. The record is from RefSeq and is a predicted model, not a curated record. NCBI's taxonomy places the organism in Eukaryota, Metazoa, Chordata, Actinopteri, Cypriniformes, Leuciscidae.
AGCUCAGAAGCGUCUGCCUUCUUCUCUAAAAUUAAUUAUGUGCGAUCAUGAACAAGUGAACAUUGACGUUCUUGUUAAAAUGAUCCAGUUUUUUGAUGACAAGUUGCAGCCAACCAAACAUGACAGGCCUUAUCAGUAUUCUGUAGUCAUCAGGGUGCCUUAUCAACAGUGUACAGAACAGUUUAGUCUUGAUUCGGUUUUCAACACGGACGAAAUGGAAAAUGCCUUCAAUGAUUUCAAGACUAAUGGUCAGCGAAGGCUUUGUGAAGUCACCCAAGACUUGUUCAGUCUCGCUGCUGCAAAGCCGAGCUGGAUCCAAAUGACCGGUUCUUCUGAAGAAACAUUACAUUCUGAAUAUGCUCUUAUCUAUCCUAUGGACGCCACAAAUACAUCACCCAUGGACAAAAUUUUAAGAAUGCCAAAUGAUGAUCAAUGUGUUGUUUUGUACACUUACUACUCACCUUGCAUAGAAAAGUGCAUUAAUUAUAAAGCUGACACUAUUUUGUAUGACCUUUCGAAGUGGCUAAACACACAUAAAACUGGGAUUAAAGCCUUAGUUUUCCAAGAGAUCUGGCACAAAGACUGGUCUGUUGUAAGAGAUCAGUUUGCAAAGAUUAAUAAUCGAGUGCCUCUCUAUCGCUGUGUGAAGGAAAAUAGUCAAACGAAAUGCUACAAGUGUGGAGAUGCUAGCAGUGAGACGUUAAAUCAAAAUUGUGUGUCUUAAAAAAGCCUUUUAUGUCAAUAAUCAUGCUGCAUAUUUUCAAAUCACUGUAUGUCUUAAACCUAUAAAUAAAC